AUUACAGCACUGCUGUACAUUGAUUUAGAAGGUUAUAUUGCCGUGCUUCGUCGUUAUCGUGUGAGUAUGCAACGCAUUUACGCUUUGGAAAUGCAAAAAUUUUUUAAACACGUGCGGACGCAUGUGAAGAAGGUUGGCUCCCGUGGCCCGUUUCUUCUUGGCACACGGGAUUAUUCCAUGGAUGAGGCACUUAACAGCCGCAUGGAGACAACAACAAUAACAACAGCAGCAGGGGGAGAGACGCCGCGACGAUUGUGGGGCGUUGGUAGCAGCGUGGCUUCCACACCAGCUGCAAGUUGGACACUCACACCACAUACUGGCGAGGGAGAUGGUGGCGAAGAUGGAACAUUAUGCCUUGAGUUGCCUACAGCUCGAGAAGAAGGGUUGCGACUUUACGAUGUGGCGAACGUCCGUGCAGAUGCUGCCACUUCUGCCGCUACUCCUGGGGCAACUCCCAAUGCUAUUCCUGCUGCUGCCACUUCUUAUUCUUUCACUUCCUUGGCAUCUGGAUGGACGGGCACUUUUGCUGGUAAACUCCGGCCCGAUUUAGCUCUUGCUAUGGUGCUUGAGACCACGUUUUCUGUUGUUCUAAAGGAGAAGGAAACUUUACAGCAGUGUUUUGGGAUUAUAGAGAAGGCCCCAACGGAGGAUGACACGAGUGGUUUAUCAAGACCCCUCGAUGAUGAUCAUUUGCCGGCAUGUGAGGAAAAUGCAGCGAAGUUAUUGAACGAGUCCUUGCUGGAGUUGUUUGGUGGCGACAAGUUAGUGCAGUUUCCGCCCAGCAAAGCGGGCGCUUCUUCUUCUUCUUAUUCCUGGCGGCAAGAUGGCGAUGUGGGAUUGAUUGGUGUAAACAACAACAACAAACAGAGUUGCAGUAGUGCUAGCGGGAAUAAUGCCGUACAGACAGAAAAGGGAUGUUAUUUAUUAAGACAACUUGUGGGAAUUGCAGAGUACUGCGGGGAAAAGUGUGAUCGACUGUAUGCCGUACCGGUUAUGGCCAUGCUGGGUGCAUAUCGUCGUGACGGGACCCCGACUGCAGAAAGUUCCUUCUGCCAGAUGUUGCUUCAGGCUCUGGAGCAUGUCGUCUCUUCUACCAUUUCAAGGAGCAUCGCGGAGCAAACCACCUCUAUUGCCACCUGUCGAAAGCGUCACGUGGUGGACCCCCGCGGGAUGUUAAGUUGCUUUACAAAACUGCCUGUUUUUAUACACCACAUGGAGACCGUACAUAACGCCCUGCCACCUGCCGUCUGUAACCGCAGCAAGUAUGCAUCGAUUACUCUGAGUUUUGUGGAUCAGACAUUUGAGGCACUUAAUUACAUCACAAACUUUGGCGGCACAGAGCCACGCAGGGAGAAGAAGUUAAGUUUUGUUGAGUCCAUUGAAAAACGGGCGAGUAGUUGGCUUGGGGGCCUUGACAACAACCCCGUCAAACGUGGUAUUAUUCAACAAUACCGCCACCAUGCAUUUUUCUGUACCUUUUAUACCUCCUUGCCAUCCACCGCGUACGCUGUAGAGCUCUUACGGGAGCGAUACGAGUCGUCACGAAGACUACGGGAUCAUUACGAGGAGGUUUACCUCACUCGUAUUCUACUUGUGAAGGACUUUCCAGAGUUUGGCAACUUUGCGCUUGUCGCCGAGGACCUCGCCCAGUCUCACUCACGCGAGGAGCUGCGGCACCAUAACGCUCUCUCCGUUGAGGCCAUGGGCCGUAUUCUACAAUGUUUACCGCGGGAGGUGCGUAGCGGCAUUUCUUCCAGCUCUCGUCGCAUGAAAAAACAUUUUCUUCGCGAUGUUGCGGAUCGAAAGGAGGAAAAAUUGUUUCAUUGCGCACUUCUGCAGCAUGUCUGGCAGCAUUUCUCCACAUUACUCCUGCAGAAGAUUGAAUUCUUGGAGACAUUGCUUCGUUGGCCUCUGUAUGCGGGAAUGGAAAUGACCAUCACGCGAGCCGAGGUGCUGUCGCUCCUGCAGGCGGCCUGA
Trypanosoma cruzi is the source of this 1977-nucleotide messenger RNA. RefSeq lists its product as uncharacterized. Gene Ontology annotation, molecular function: phosphatidylinositol-4,5-bisphosphate binding. Lineage: Eukaryota; Euglenozoa; Kinetoplastea; Trypanosomatida; Trypanosomatidae. The record is from RefSeq and is a predicted model, not a curated record. Gene Ontology annotation, biological process: Golgi to plasma membrane transport; exocytosis. The transcript has a single exon. The annotation marks the transcript as partial. Gene Ontology annotation, cellular component: exocyst; plasma membrane.